Malus domestica (apple) is the source of this 449-nucleotide messenger RNA. RefSeq names its product mitochondrial import inner membrane translocase subunit TIM10-like. The record is from RefSeq and is a predicted model, not a curated record. Lineage: Eukaryota; Viridiplantae; Streptophyta; Magnoliopsida; Rosales; Rosaceae. Gene Ontology annotation, biological process: protein insertion into mitochondrial inner membrane. Gene Ontology annotation, cellular component: mitochondrial inner membrane.
GCUGGGGUCGUCGGGGUCGGACUCGCAUGCCACCUCCAGUGCGAUUUCCAUUUUCGCCUGCUUCAGCUUCAAAUCAGACACCUAAAACCCCCUCUGCAUCUAAUAGCUUCCAAUCACAAUACUUUCGGUUCUCUCCCACCGAGAUCUAAUGGCUGCCCCUAAUGAGCCGACGGUUUUGGACAAGGAACAGAUUUUUGGUAUGGCCGAGAAGGAGAUGGAAUACAGGGUUGAGUUGUUCAACAAGCUUACCCACACAUGUUUCAACAAGUGCGUCGAGAAGAAGUACAAGGAGUCUGAGCUAAAUAUGGGUGAAAACAGUUGCAUUGAUCGGUGCGUGUCAAAAUACUGGCAUGUAAGUAUCUAUCUGUUUCAUAUGAUUUUAGUGCUAGUGUAUUGGAUUACGUUAUAAGAACAAUCCCAGUCAUCCUUCAAAUAUUUUUAUUUCUUCA